This is a messenger RNA of Spea bombifrons (plains spadefoot toad), 1943 nucleotides long. Its product is annotated as ATP-dependent RNA helicase DDX19A. Gene Ontology annotation, cellular component: cytoplasmic stress granule; nucleus. The transcript has 12 exons. Gene Ontology annotation, molecular function: RNA helicase activity; RNA binding; ATP binding. The coding region runs from base 62 to 1534 and encodes 490 amino acids. The record is from RefSeq and is a predicted model, not a curated record. NCBI's taxonomy places the organism in Eukaryota, Metazoa, Chordata, Amphibia, Anura, Pelobatidae. Gene Ontology annotation, biological process: poly(A)+ mRNA export from nucleus.
GCUCGAAGGCGGAAGCUUGGUUGUUUUUGGUUGGAUCCGGCGCUUAGUACUCGGCAGCACGAUGGCGACUGAUUCCUGGGCCCUGGCCGUGGACGAGCAGGAGGCAGCAGCCGAUACGUUCAAUAAACUGGUGUUGAAGGACGAUACGGAUGAAGCCCCGAAGCCCGCGAGUAACGGCACGAAUGGGGCAUCUAAUGGUGAAACCACAGAGAAGCCCAACGGAGAUGGCAACGACAAAACAGAGGAUGAUAAAGAGGACAAAGCUGCCCAGUCCUUGCUCAACAAACUUAUUCGGAAUAAUCUGGUGAACACAACACACCAAGUGGAAGUUCUUCAGCGGGACCCGAACUCUCCUCUGUACUCCGUGAAAUCAUUUGAGGAACUGAGAUUGAAGCCGCAGCUCUUACAAGGAGUCUACGCCAUGGGUUUCAACCGGCCCUCCAAGAUCCAGGAGAAUGCCCUGCCAAUGAUGCUGGCUGAGCCACCCCAGAAUCUUAUUGCGCAGUCCCAGUCGGGAACUGGAAAAACGGCUGCGUUUGUUCUCGCUAUGCUCAGUAGAGUGAAUCCUGCAAACAAAUACCCGCAGUGUCUGUGUCUCUCGCCCACCUAUGAGCUCGCCCUGCAAACCGGAAAGGUCAUCGAGCAGAUGGGGAAAUUUCAUCCAGAGCUUAAACUGGCGUACGCCGUGCGAGGAAACAAACUGGAACGCGGGCAGAAGAUUGCGGAGCAGAUUGUGAUCGGUACACCAGGCACUGUUCUGGACUGGUGCUCUAAGCUAAGAUUCAUUGAUCCCAAGAAGAUAAAGGUGUUUGUGCUUGAUGAAGCGGACGUGAUGAUCGCCACUCAGGGACACCAAGAUCAGAGCAUCAGGAUCCAGAGAAUGCUGCCACGUGACUGUCAGAUGCUCCUGUUUUCUGCUACGUUUGAGGACUCUGUUUGGAAAUUUGCGCAGAAAGUUGUCCCUGAGCCUAACAUUAUCAAACUGAAGCGGGAAGAGGAGACCCUGGACACCAUCAAGCAGUACUAUGUGCUCUGUAACAACAAAGAGGAGAAGUUCCAGGCUCUCUGCAAUAUCUAUGGGGCAAUAACCAUUGCCCAGGCGAUGAUAUUCUGCCAUACCCGUAAGACGGCUUCAUGGCUUGCUGGUGAGCUGUCUAAAGAGGGGCAUCAGGUGGCCCUGCUAAGCGGAGAAAUGAUGGUAGAGCAGAGGGCGGCCGUCAUUGAGCGUUUUAGAGAAGCCAAGGAGAAGGUUCUUGUGACAACCAAUGUGUGCGCCAGAGGUAUUGAUGUAGAGCAGGUAUCUGUGGUGAUCAACUUUGACCUUCCCGUGGACAAAGACGGUAACCCAGAUAACGAGACGUAUCUGCAUAGAAUUGGCCGCACUGGACGAUUUGGCAAAAGAGGCUUGGCUAUCAACAUGGUGGACAGCAAAUACAGUAUGAAUGUCCUGACACGGAUCCAGCAGCACUUCAACAAAAAGAUUGAGAAGCUUGACACAGACGACCUCGACGAGCUGGAGAAAAUCGCCAAUUGAAAGCGGUCACCAAGUCUCCUCUGCUGCAUUCUUCACCAGUAUCUCCUUACCGGUGGUCUUUAACCACGGGGUCCCACAGCUGAAAAGUAACUAGGAAUUUCCUCGAUUCUCUGGGGACGGCGGAUUGGAUGAAGAAUUAAGAAACUUUUUAGACUAGCCUUAACUGAAGUAUUUGUAAAACGCUGAACUUUAAAGCUUGCACCCUCUGAUGGGGAGGAGCGUGCGACUAACCCCCUGGGCCCACUUUAUCGGUAGAGGUUGCCCCCCCCCUUCUGUUUGAACUGAUUGCAGUUUGUGUGCCACGCGCCAUACGUUCUUGGUGAAGGAUGUGAGCUUCAAGUGUUGGUUUGUUUGGCAAUAUAGAACUUAAAACUAGCAUGAAGGAUUUCAGACCCAGUUCAUGUUGGGC